CAACCUAUGGAGUGGGGUGAGGCGAACAAAAGAUGCCAGUGCUUGGGUGGAAGCCGUACUGUACUGUACCUCUUUCGAACUCGUCCAUUUUUUAAAUAGUCGAAGCGCUUCACAACUCACGAGAAAUGAUCAACUGUCGCUCUUUGAGGCUCUUUCUCCUCUUGGUGCUGAUUGGUGGAGAGAGCUCGGCGAGACUUGUCAUGCAUCCUGGGUCAAAGUUCAAGGUCACGGUGCCCACUUGGAAUCUGCCUGGUUCUACGUCACUUUGCCUGUGUAGGAAUCAGUGUUUGGUCCAACCUGCCUGCACGGCCGUGUCAGUCCAACUCAAUGCAAGCGGUGUUCAGUGUGCCUUCACCUCUGAGCCAGAACCCGAAAGCUACCUUGUGAACUCCGGCGAGGGUCAUGCUGUUUUUGCUACGUCAGAAGCGACCAGCCUCGCAGCCCACGAGACCUCUUCUGCCUCUACACCGACUCCUUCAAGAACGGCAACGGAACCCACGGAUCUCGGACAGGAGUUUCAAACACAACAGGGCACAUCCUCGCCACCAGAAACUUCGGAAAUCACAGAUCCCAUCAACAUUUUAACACUGCCAGACACAGCCUCAGAGACAAGCAACGCUGCUUUCUCUGACCCAUCUUCGCUAACCAACUAAUCGGGUCAACGCGAAUCGGUUUCGAAUCCAGUCAGGUGGGACUUAUUCGGACAUUGAGCAGUACUAACCUUCACAAUCUGUUAUAUCAUUGUAAUAGUACUGAAUAUAAGAUGGAAUAACACCAGGUGAAUAUAAUCUCAUAUUCAAAACAGUCUUGAAAUCGAUUUAUUUUAUUUUGAAAUCAAAGACAAAGAGAGGUUCGGAUGAAAAUGAAAAGAAAUUUAAGGAAUGAUACCGACCUUACAGAUAAGGAGGAAAAUGCAUGGAGACAAUGUAUUGUAAUACUCAUAGGAUUAAUAAAUAGUUAAAUAUAA
Messenger RNA from Penaeus chinensis, 967 nucleotides. RefSeq lists its product as uncharacterized. NCBI's taxonomy places the organism in Eukaryota, Metazoa, Arthropoda, Malacostraca, Decapoda, Penaeidae. The coding region runs from base 126 to 653 and encodes 175 amino acids. The record is from RefSeq and is a predicted model, not a curated record. The transcript has 4 exons.